This is a messenger RNA of Antrostomus carolinensis (chuck-will's-widow), 1417 nucleotides long. RefSeq names its product OCA2 melanosomal transmembrane protein (gene OCA2). NCBI's taxonomy places the organism in Eukaryota, Metazoa, Chordata, Aves, Caprimulgiformes, Caprimulgidae. The transcript is spliced from 13 exons. The annotation marks the transcript as partial. Gene Ontology annotation, biological process: transmembrane transport; melanocyte differentiation; melanin biosynthetic process. Gene Ontology annotation, cellular component: melanosome membrane. The record is from RefSeq and is a predicted model, not a curated record.
AUGAAUCUGACAGAUUUUCACGAUUCUGCUCUGCUAAAGUUAGACAUAGGAGGACCAUUUGUAGCAGAUGUAGUUGAUCCUCAAACAGAGGAAUACAUUGUAGUACAAAUCAGCCAGACUGAAGACGCUGGAUCAAGGAGGAGACGCCAGCAGCAGGUGGUAUACAACUGGUCUCUACCCUUAAGCUCAAGAAGAAAUCAGCAAAUCAUCACAACUAGAACUUUCCAGAUACUAAGCAGAGGCACCAUUUUCAUAAACAUUCAAGCUUUCCUACGGGAACCUGGAAGCGUUCCUCUCUCCAUGACGCAUCAAUACCUUCAUGCAAAUAUAGAGGCACAAGUAACAAUUGCAUCCAUCAUCUUAGUAGGUGUCUAUGUGCUGAUCAUACUGGAGAUUGUUCACAGGACCCUUGCAGCAAUGCUGGGCUCUUUGGCAGCUUUAGCUGCCUUAGCUACUGUUGGGGAGAAGCCAAGUAUGGUCAAAGUGGUGGAGUGGAUUGAUUAUGAGACAUUGGCACUGCUGUUUGGAAUGAUGAUUUUGGUGGCCAUAUUUUCAGAGACUGGAUUCUUUGAUUACUGUGCAGUAAAGGCUUAUCGAUUCUCUAGAGGCAAGGUGUGGGCCAUGAUUACGCUUCUGUGUCUCAUUGCUGCAAUUCUUUCUGCAUUUUUGGACAACGUUACCACUAUGCUACUCUUCACUCCAGUAACCAUAAGGCUCUGUGAAGUACUUAAUCUUGAUCCCAGGCAUGUCCUGAUUGCAGAAGUAAUCUUCACAAAUAUUGGGGGAGCUGCCACGGCUGUUGGGGAUCCUCCAAAUGUGAUUAUUGUUUCAAAGCAGGAGCUGAGGAAGAACGGAUUGGAUUUUGCAGCCUUCACAGGGCAUAUGUUCGUUGGCAUCUGCCUUGUUGUUCUGGUCUCCUUUCCUUUUCUCAGACUGCUUUACUGGAACAAAAAACUUUACAAUAAGGAGUCCAGUGAAAUUGUUGAACUGAAACAUGAGAUCUAUGUUUGGAGACUGACUGCACAGCGCAUUAACCCGGCCAGCAGAGAGGAGACUGCUGUGAAAUGCCUCUUGAUGCAGAAGGUGCUGACUCUGGAGAUGCUCCUGAGGAAGAAGCUGAGGACAUUUCAUAGGCAAAUUUCACAAGAAGAUAAAAACUGGGAAACAAAUAUUCAGGAACUCCAGAAAAAGCACAGAAUAACAGACAAAAUUCUUCUCAUCAAAUGCCUGGCUGUGCUGGGAUGUGUUAUUCUUAUGUUUUUUCUCAACUCGUUUGUUCCAGGCAUCUACCUAGAUCUUGAUAAGUGGGCACUGAACCAUGUAGGAUUUCUUGAAUUAAACCCACCAUCUAAAAGUGCUUUCGAAAAGCCACAGGCAGUCGGUAAAGACAGCAUAGUACUGGUUGCAUAUGCUUCUG